AAUGUGAGGUUAUCAAUGGAUAAGAUAAUUUUUGCGAAAUCCCAAUUAUCAUAAAAGUAAAGAAUACCAGUUGUAUGUGUGUAUGUGGCCAAAAUAAGUUAAAGUUACGUGUGUGCUGAAUAAGUUUUAAUUCUCCAAAGCGCUUAGAACGUACAGUCGAGUAAAUGACUUCAGUCUUCGGAAAUGAAUUGAACUGAUUGAUACGUGGCUCUUGGUUUCUGGUGUCCCCUUGGGGACAGCUGAAAAUAUUUGGGAUAUCUAAUCUGUUCCAGACUAAUUAUAGUCCCCUUGUAUACAAAACUUCAAAGAUGCAAGCACCAAAUUACUGGGCUCUGCCUAUACUUAUUGGAUUAGGAGUGGUGAUUACAACUGCUCUAAUAGCAAAGUUAUACUUAUCCAAGAAGAAAUCAAAAUCAGGCAUUGUUACUCUUCAAGACCCGACUGCAAAAUAUGCUCUUCCUCUGAUACAAAAGGAGAUAAUCAGCCAUGAUACUCGCCGUUUUCGUUUUUCACUGCCUUCAGAAAAUCAUAUACUAGGUCUUCCAGUAGGUCAGCAUAUCCAUUUGUCAGCCAAAGUAGAUGGUCAGGUUGUGAUCCGUUCUUAUACACCAGUUUCCAGUGAUGAAGUGAAGGGUCACAUGGACCUUAUCAUUAAGGUAUACUUCAGGAAUGUGCAUCCAAAGUUUCCAGAGGGUGGAAAAAUGAGCCAGUACUUGGAUAAUAUGAAACUUGGAGAUACAGUUGAUGUUCGUGGCCCUUCGGGUCGGCUUGUGUACCUUGGAAAGGGGGCAUUUGCUAUAAAAGUUCUUAGGAAAGACCCACCAACUGCUGUUUCAGUUAAGAAAGUAGCAAUGAUUGCCGGUGGUACUGGAAUCACACCAAUGCUUCAGCUAAUUCAUCACAUAACUCGAGACCCAGAUGAUAACACUGAAAUGGCUCUGCUGUUUGCGAAUCAAUCAGAAGAUGACAUCUUGCUGAAAAAUGAAUUGGAAGAAGUGGCAACUGCACAUCCUUCACAGUUUAAACUUUGGUACACAGUGGACAGGCCAAGUGAAGGAUGGAAAUACAGUGUUGGUUUCAUCUCUGAUGAAAUGAUCAAGGAUCAUUUAUUCCCUCCAAGCCAAGAUACUUUGGUGCUUAUGUGUGGACCACCACCUAUGAUCAAUGUUGCUUGUGUUCCAAACUUGGACAAGAUGGGAUAUGACGCUAAGCUCCGAUUUGCAUAUUAGGUUUGUAGCCUGCUAUAGAUGUAAUAUGGUAGUAUGGCUGCAUAUGGUUAAAGUAGUUGAUUUAGAAGCCGGGUCUGGUGUAUUAAAGAUUAAUUAAUGUAACUGCUACGUCAGUUGCAGAUGAUACAGCAUACAAACCAAUUAUGGGAAUGUAACAGUUCUGAUUGUAGUUAAUUACUCGAGUUCAUUUAGUAAGACCAAUAAAUUUGUCACAUGAUAAUACAUCAUUUAUACAAUGUCAAAAGGACAUUGUAGGAAUACGUGACCUGGCAUGAUGCCAUAAUUUAAGAUAUCUUGAAUUGACUCCUAUACUGCUAAAAUAGAAUCUGCCGAGUGUCAUAUUUUGGACACAUGUAUGUGGAGCACAACUCUUGGUAGCUGUCCUACACUUUUCAGUGUUAGACCGGUGGCUUAUAAAUCAGUCAGUACUGAUAAUCUAGGUAUAUACCAUAUGUAAUAUCUGUAAGAGUUGAUUGUGUUAAUACCAAUUAAAAUAUGGAAUUCCAAAGUGUAGGAAAUAAUACUGUGAGUAAGGUACUUAUUUUUGCCACUAUAUCACAUUAUUUUUCUGAAAAUAGAAACUGGUAUGUGAUAGAGAAAGCUUCUCCUUCAGCACAAGUAUACAAACGUACUAAUUAUUUGAAGUGAAUUAUGUAGUGUCUUGUAUAAAUCAUAUAAUUCAGCAUGUGCUCAAGUACACUUCAUUUCCAGAUGAUUCUCAACUGCAUGUCAGAAAUGGAUUAUCUCAGUGUGUGCUACUCAUUGCACAUGCUAACUUCGAUAUUUGUCUGACAGACUGAGAUCUGAAAUAUGAUAUUAUACCCUACAACUCUCAUAUAUAGUAAUAUUGAAGAUUCCACUGUUUGUUAAUCUUGCUUUAUUCUUAAAUAUUUGGUGCUUGGUAAGGACUUAAUGUCAAAUGCAAUUUUCAUCGAGUCAAGGCCUUACUGAACACCAAGAAAUUUAUACUUAGAAGCACAAAGACAAUUUAUAGAAUAAGUGUUUUAUCAUGUUUGGUAUCUCCAGCUGUGGUUUUAUUUCCCAUUUUGAUCAACCUUAAUAUGUUAGCUCUUUCAUCUUAAUUUUUAUUUCCUUUUCCGUAGCUUCUGGUGAACUGACUCUUGUAGGGUCCAAACCAUUUUUUUAUGAUGACCAACAUUCAUGUUCCACAAAGAAAAGACAUAUCUUGAACUGACAACUACUGAUGAGAAACCCUGAAUUUUUUGAACAGUGAACUAUUACUACACAAUGUAACAUAUAAUAAUAGGAUGUCAUAUUGUACUUUUUCUGAGAACUCAUUUGUGUUUGAACUUACAUUCUUUUCUGUUCACUGUUGUAUAAAUUAAAUGCUGUAAUAAAGGCUCCUUCCAGAGUCA
Molecule: messenger RNA, 2605 nt
Organism: Zootermopsis nevadensis
Lineage: Eukaryota; Metazoa; Arthropoda; Insecta; Blattodea; Termopsidae
Product: NADH-cytochrome b5 reductase 2
Cellular component (GO): mitochondrion
Molecular function (GO): oxidoreductase activity; FAD binding
Source: RefSeq, a predicted model, not a curated record